CCCACAGUGCGGAAGCAGAAAGGGAGAUUCCUGGUGCAGGUUAGCCUAGCUCUGUCGUUUUGACAGCUAGCUACGUUAGAAGGAUGUCAGAACUAACGCUGGAAAUUAUUUGAUCAGAUUUGAAUAGAAAUACAACCUAGAAGUGGUGUCAGUUAAGGAAAUACGCUUGGUCUGUCACAAUCAACCAGAGCUAGCUAACUAACGUUAGCCUGAUUAACGCCAACUAGCUACGUAAACAGAGCUAACGUUAGCAGAGAAAAGCAGCAUGGUGCAGCCUCAGACAGACACGUGGGAGAUGGUGGGGGACGAGGGAGGCGGGGCUCUCCGGGUUCCACUUGAGCUGGCAGCCAAUGAGGUGGUGACCAGACUACUGGGAGACAACCAGCAGCUCCGAGAGGCGUUGCGGCGCAGCAACCAGGCCCUGCGUGAGCGCUGUGAGGAGAUGGAGGGAUGGCAGCGGAGGUCUAGAGAAGAGAGGGAGUUCCUCAGCUGUCGUUUCCAGGAGGCCCGGGCUCUAGUGGAGAGACUGGCCAGGGAGAACCACAGCCUCACCAGCCUGGCCAGCCCCUCCAACCCUGGAGCUGACCAAGGCCUGCUGGUCAACGGCCCCAGUUUCAGCCAGGGCUCCUGCCCCAACUCCACCAACUGCAGCUCCAAUGGGGGUCCUGGGAGGGGAGGGGAGCAGGAGAAGAGCUCAGAGACCAACGGACCCAUGGCAUCCUCACUGGUGACAGACAGACGGAUGGAGAAGAGAGCAGAGGAAAAUGAACAGAUGAUGCUACGCAGCUUGAGUUGUGGUGUUACCGAGGAAACGGUUCAGCAUUCCGAUGCCCCGCCCCCAUCUGAAAGCUCCCACCUGGCCAAACUCACAGAGCAGCUACAAGCCACGCAGUGCAGGUACAGAGAGCUGCAGGAGAAGUUAGAUUCACUCCAGAAGAGUUCAGCUCAGAGAGACAGAACUGAAGUGCUGCUUAAACAGAAGGACAAGGACUGUGCCCAGCUGGCUAAGGAUGGCGAGGCGCUGAAGGCCCAGGUGACGUCUCUUCUGGGUGAGCUGAGAGAGAGACAGAGCUGUCUGGACCAGAGCCAGCAGGACCACAACAUACUGAAUGACAAGCUGAGCAGUGCUCUGGGGGCGUUGGCAGCAUCAGAGAGAGAGCUGGAACAACAGAGGAAGCAGCACUCUGUGACGGUAGACAAACUACUGCUGCAGACACAGAACCUAGAGACCGCCCUGAAGACUGACCGACUGGUUAUUACUGAAGAGAGGAAGAAACUAGCUCAGCUGCAGCAUGCCUACACCUGCCUGUUUAAGGACUACGACUCCAAACUCAAGACUGAGGGAGGAGACAUGUGUGGUCGUGUGGAGGAGGCAGAGAGAGCGUUGGCUCUGAAACAGGACCUGAUUGACAAGCUGAAGGAAGAGGUGGAGCAACAGAGAGGAUCUCUAGAGACCGUUCCUGUUCUCACCGCCCAGGCUGAGAUCUACAAGGCAGACUUCCUAGCGGAGCGGGAGGCCAGAGAGAAGUUGCACCAGAAGAAGGAGGAGCUUCAGGACCAGCUGAACAGAGCACUGGCUGAGAUGGAGCGUCUGAAACAGGAAGGGACCUCACGGGCUCGUAUGGAGCAGAUGCAGCAGAGACACCUGGAGGACUUCAUACCACGACCAGGAGGUGCCUUUAACACGGCCCCUCCCCCUUCCUCCUUCCGCAGCGUGGGAUUGGCUGCAGGAGUGGCAGGGGGUGUCUCUGGUGGCGGGGCUGAGGAGCUCCCUGACUUCCGCUGUCCAAAGUGCCAGUACCAAGCCCCGGACAUGGACACACUGCAGAUCCACGUCAUGGACUGUAUCCAGUAACACACUGCAGAUCCACGUCAUGGACUGUAUCCAGUAACACACUGCAGAUCCACGUCAUGGACUGUAUCCAGUAACACACUGCAGAUGCAUGUAAAUGCACAAACACACAGUCACACACCCUAGUGAUACACGGGUCAGCUGUUUGUUCACCCGCCUGCAGUUACUAAUAACCCAUCCUCAACCGCCCGACUAUAUGUGAUAAAGUGAAAAUCUGAGGCCGUUACCCGCUAAUAUAGAGAAUGCGCUGUAGGCUACAGUCCAAGAUUGCGGAACGAUUUUUUUGACAGGCCUGUGUUUCUACUUAUUACCAACAUUUUGGUCGGCUAUUUGUUAGUCAACUUGUCCAUAAUUAGAUACAUAUAACUUAUCUUCUGUCAUUAUGUUGCCCCAGAAGACUAAAUGACCCUUUGCUCACCAGAAUGAUGUCAUAAACCAACAGAAUGAAUGAUUCUGUCUAGUUGACGUCAGGAAACUUUGUUUCCUCUCUGCUUCUGUCGUUUAGGGACCGGGGAGAAAAUGCAAAAAUCUUUUAAAAAAUAACGAUUUGCGGGCUGCAGUUGCACACUAUUGAGUUUGAUGAGCACAAUGUAAUUCACCAACUGCAGACCCCCAAACCAUUCGUUAUGGAGUUCGUUGAGCAGAGGCUGUGUAUGUUUUGGUUCUAGAAAGCUGUGUCCAGCAUAACAUUCAAUAAUAAUUUCAUUGCGUUGAUUCAGUAUUUUUCUUCUCUAUGCUCAUUAUCUAUUUCCCAUAUGACAUUUACAUUUUAGUCACUUAGCAGACGCUCUUAUCCAGAGCGAUUUACAGGAGCAAUUAGGGUU
Coregonus clupeaformis (lake whitefish) is the source of this 2676-nucleotide messenger RNA. RefSeq names its product NF-kappa-B essential modulator. Gene Ontology annotation, biological process: positive regulation of canonical NF-kappaB signal transduction. Lineage: Eukaryota; Metazoa; Chordata; Actinopteri; Salmoniformes; Salmonidae. The transcript is spliced from 14 exons. The coding region runs from base 266 to 1855 and encodes 529 amino acids. Gene Ontology annotation, molecular function: K63-linked polyubiquitin modification-dependent protein binding. The record is from RefSeq and is a predicted model, not a curated record. Gene Ontology annotation, cellular component: nucleus; IkappaB kinase complex; cytoplasm.